AUGGAGUUACUCUGGAUGCCCCUGCUGCUAGUGGGCUCUUGUGUUGUCGCUGUCUAUAGCUCAGUGGAGGACACCAGCACCCCCGUCAACAUAACCAAGCCCGUGCACAUCGUGGAGGAACACAACCUGCUGGUGCUGACACCUGCCGGCCUCACCCAGAUGUUGAAUGAGACCCGAUUCCUCAUGGUCCUUUUCUAUAACCCCUCCUCAAAACAAUCCAAGAACCUGGCUGAGGAACUGGGCAAAGCCGUGGAGAUCAUGGGUAAAGGCAAGAAUGGCGUUGGCUUUGGCAAAGUGGACAUCACUGUAGAGAAGGAGCUUAAGCAGGAGUUUAAUAUUAAGAAAACUCCAGAGUUGAAGCUGUUUUUUGAGGGCAAUAGGUCGGAGCCCAUCAGUUGUGAAGGAGUGGUUGAAUCUACUGCCUUGGUCGUUUGGUUGAGAAGACAAAUCAGCCAGAAUGCAUUUCUGUUUAACAACAGCCUGCAGGUGGCCAAUUUUGUGGAAUCCAGGCACUUGGUCAUUAUUGGCUUCUUUCAGGACUUAGAGGAAGAGGUAGCAGAAUUAUUCUACGACACGAUCAAAGACUUCCCAGAGCUGACGUUUGGAGCAAUAGAGAUUAAGAAUGCUGCUGGGCAUUUUCAUGUCGUCCUUGACAGUGUCCUAGUGUUCAAAAAGGGAAAACUUGUGAACCGCCAAGAGCUUAUUAAUGAUGAUACCAACAAGCAAAACCUCCUUCAAGUCAUAAAACAGCACCUCACUGACUUUGUGCUUGAAUACAACACUGAGAAUAAAGAUCUGAUUUACGAAUUGCAAAUCCUGAAUCACAUGCUGCUCUUUGUCUCCAAAAGCUCUGAGUCAUAUGGUACCAUAAUUCAGCAUUAUAAGCUGGCAUCAAAGGAAUUCCAGAACAAGAUCCUUUUCAUCCUAGUGGAUGCAGAUGAACCCAGAAACAGACGUGUCUUUGAGUACUUCCGGAUCACGGAGGUCAACGUCCCAUCUGUCCAAAUCCUAAACCUGACCUCCGACGCCAGGUACAAAAUGCCUUCAGAUGAAAUAACCUUCAGAAACCUCAAGAGGUUCGGCCUCAACUUCCUGAGUAGAAAUGCUAAGAAACAUCAAUCCAGUGAAGAUAUUCCAAAAUAUUGGGACCAGGGACUGGUGAAGCAGCUCGUGGGGAAGAACUUCAACAUAGUGGUCUUUGACAAGGAAAAGGAUGUAUUUGUGAUGUUUUAUGCACCUUGGUCUGAAAAUUGCAGGGCACUGUUUCCAGUGUUGGAGCAGCUGGGCAGAAUGUACCAAAACCACUCCACAAUCACCAUCGCCAAGAUCGACAUCACAGCAAACGACAUUCAACUAAUGUACCUGGAACGGUACCCAUUCUUCCGGCUUUUCCCCACCGACUCUCAACAAUCUGUAUUGUAUAAGGGAGAAUAUACUCUGAAGGGCUUCUCUGACUUCCUGGAAAACCAGAUCAAGACCAGGGUUGAGGACGAGGUAAGGCUGUUGUUUGUUGAGCAAAAUGAAGUGAUAGAAGAGGAGGUGCUAGCUGAGGAAGAAGAGAUACCUAUGGUGGAGGAAGAGUUACCCAAACAGCAGUUGCCCAAGCUGGAGAAUGUGACCAAGCCUGAAGAAGCUGCUGGGAAGAAGGAGAUGGCUGAGGAAGUGGUGGUGGUGGCUAAGCCAAAGGGACCUCCAGGACAGGAGAAGAAAUCAAAAGUCAAGGAAGAACUUUAA
Molecule: messenger RNA, 1734 nt
Organism: Otolemur garnettii (small-eared galago)
Lineage: Eukaryota; Metazoa; Chordata; Mammalia; Primates; Galagidae
Gene: PDILT
Product: protein disulfide isomerase like, testis expressed
Exons: 11
Coding region: 1-1734 (577 amino acids)
Biological process (GO): protein folding
Cellular component (GO): endoplasmic reticulum
Source: RefSeq, a predicted model, not a curated record